AUGCUUUUCCAGACUUACUUUUUUGCUGCGGCUUUGAUAGCCACAGUUGAUGCUAGUCCACAUGAGAGUCCGAGAGAUAAGACCGCAUUCUCUACUGUGAAGAGAGUGAUAUACGACAGGCUAUGGAGGCGCCAGGACUGUCCUUCUGUGUGGUUUGACAUUGGAAAGCAGCUUGCUAGUGAAUACGUAACCAAUGGACAGUGUAACAGCGAUGCUCGAGGAGCAAUCCGCUUGGCCUUCCAUGACUGUUUCAGUGGAGGAUGCGAUGGCUCCAUGAUCCUUGCCAAUGAUUGCAGUAGAAAAGAGAAUGCUGGCCUGCAAGACACAUGCCAGAAAAUCGGCGAUCUAGCAAAGGAGAAGGAUGUCGGUGUUGCCGAUCUGAUACAAUUCGCCGGCGCGGCCGGCAUAAAGGCAUGUCCUGGAGGGGUCAGCAUGCCCAUAUACAUCGGUCGCAAGGACUCAACCACACCAGCACCCGAGGGCGAGAUACCAUCACAUUUGGCCGACGCUGACACACUGAUCAAUCAAUUCGCGGCGAAAGGCUUCACGACAACGGACUUGGUGGCACUUGUGGGGGCGCACAGCACGUCUCAGCAAAAGACUGUCGAUACCGCCAGAGCAGGCGCAGCUCAAGACUCUACAGACGGGAUCUGGGAUGUCAAGUUCUAUUCGGAAACGCUCGACGGCUCUGCUCCCUUCAGCUUUCCGAGCGAUAAGAACAUUGCGGAGAACUCGCAGUGCUCGGGGGAUUGGAAACGCUUCUCAAGGAGCUCGGCGGGCUGGAACCGGGCCUUCUUCUCGGCCAUGGAGAAGAUGUCGCUGCUUGGAAAUGACAAGUCGGAACUGAUGGACUGUUCCGCAGCACUUGAUCCGUCCGACAGGCGCCGUACUAUUCAGUCGGCUUCCAGAAACGCAAGAUUCGUGUAA
Messenger RNA from Pseudovirgaria hyperparasitica, 927 nucleotides. Its product is annotated as heme peroxidase. The transcript is spliced from 3 exons. Bases 1 to 927 code for a protein of 308 amino acids. Gene Ontology annotation, molecular function: heme binding; peroxidase activity. NCBI's taxonomy places the organism in Eukaryota, Fungi, Ascomycota, Dothideomycetes, Acrospermales, Acrospermaceae. Gene Ontology annotation, biological process: response to reactive oxygen species; cellular response to oxidative stress; hydrogen peroxide catabolic process. The record is from RefSeq and is a predicted model, not a curated record.